Molecule: messenger RNA, 719 nt
Organism: Saccharomyces eubayanus
Lineage: Eukaryota; Fungi; Ascomycota; Saccharomycetes; Saccharomycetales; Saccharomycetaceae
Gene: TIF2
Product: translation initiation factor eIF4A
Exons: 1
Biological process (GO): cytoplasmic translational initiation
Cellular component (GO): cytoplasmic stress granule
Molecular function (GO): translation initiation factor activity; ATP binding; RNA helicase activity
Source: RefSeq, a predicted model, not a curated record
AUGUCUGAAGGUAUUACUGAAAUUGAAGACUCCCAAAUCAGUCUAACCAACUAUGACAAAGUUGUCUACAAGUUCGACGAUAUGGAAUUGGACGAAAACUUGUUGAGAGGUGUUUUCGGUUACGGUUUCGAAGAACCAUCUGCCAUUCAACAACGUGCCAUUAUGCCUAUUAUUGAAGGUCACGAUGUCUUGGCUCAAGCUCAAUCUGGUACUGGUAAGACCGGUACUUUCUCUGUUGCCGCUUUGCAAAGAAUCGACACCUCUGUCAAGGCUCCUCAAGCUUUGAUGUUGGCUCCAACUAGAGAAUUGGCUUUACAAAUCCAAAAGGUUGUCAUGGCUUUGGCUUUCCACAUGGACAUCAAGGUCCACGCUUGUAUCGGUGGUACUUCUUUUGUUGAAGAUGCUGAAGGUUUGAAAGACGCUCAAAUCGUUGUCGGUACCCCAGGUCGUGUUUUCGACAACAUCCAAAGACGUAGAUUCAGAACUGACAAGAUCAAAAUGUUCAUCUUAGAUGAAGCCGAUGAAAUGUUGUCUUCUGGUUUCAAGGAACAAAUCUACCAAAUUUUCACAUUGCUACCACCAACUACCCAAGUUGUUCUUUUGUCUGCUACCAUGCCAAAUGACGUCUUGGAAGUUACCACCAAGUUCAUGAGAAACCCAGUUAGAAUUUUGGUUAAGAAGGAUGAAUUGACUUUGGAAGGUAUCAAGCAAUUCUACGU